AUGGUUGUGAAAGGAAUGACGGUUGUGAAGGAUAUGAUGCUUGUGAAGGAUAUGAUGCUUGCGAAGGGUAUGAUGGCCUGUUUAUUGAUGAUCCACCAUACGAAGCAUUCUCAAUCAGUCGCGGUAUUGGUUCAGAACCUUCAUAUCGAGAGGAUCGUGCAGGGUAUCCAGGUACCCAUCGUCGUGGGCUUGUUCUUCUCUCCGGGGGAUGCAUCACUUCCGAAGGGUAUGAGAUAA
This is a messenger RNA of Penicillium soppii, 237 nucleotides long. RefSeq lists its product as uncharacterized. The record is from RefSeq and is a predicted model, not a curated record. Bases 1 to 237 code for a protein of 78 amino acids. The transcript has a single exon. NCBI's taxonomy places the organism in Eukaryota, Fungi, Ascomycota, Eurotiomycetes, Eurotiales, Aspergillaceae.